CGGGCGAGUUGCUCGCACGUGUGUAUUGUUUAAACUGCCCGAAACAAACGAGCACUCUGAGCGUACAAACUUCCAGAGGGAGACAUGGCGGCCGUGGUGUCCGUUAGCUCAGCUGCCAGAGACGACAAAUCUUAUACUGGUGCCAAUUUUGUCACUAAUCCACUCUUUAAAAGUUACGAUCAAGCAGCCGAAUCUGAUAGCUGGGGCUUUGAACAUGCCGAUGGGGACGCCGGCGAUGUGGGUUCACCAACGGGCAGCGAGUGUGCCCGACGGGUCGAUGAUGAGCUGACGGCCCUCACUCCAGAAGAGAUCGCGAACCGUUUGGAAAGGACGAGAAGAGAGUUUUACAAUCGCCGCAAAAUAAUCAUUAAAAACCUCCCCGCUGAUAUUAGCAAUCAGGAAGUGCAUGAGCUGCUAAGCAAUUAUGAUAUGAAGUACUGCUUUGUGGACAAGUACAAGGGAACAGCCUUUGUGACGCUGCUGAAUGGCGAGCAGGCCCAGUUUGCCAUUAAGGAAUUUCACCAGUACGUGCUCCGUGACCGUGAGAUCUCUGUACAGCUGCAGCCUACAGACGCUUUGCUGUGCAUCGCCAACCUGCCCAGGGCUUUCACCCAGCAACAGUUCGAAGAGCUCGUCCGGCCCUUUGGAAACAUCGAACGCUGUUUCCUAGUGCACAGUGCCACCACAGGCCACUCGAAGGGCUAUGGGUUUGUGGAGUACAUGAAGAAGGACUCUGCCGCAAGGGCCAAGUCAGAGCUGCUGGGGAAACAGCUUGGGUCACGCAUGCUUUACGUUCAUUGGACCGAGGUUGGCUCUCUCACUUUCCCCAUGCUACAGUCACGUUGCCUCUGUGUCGACCGACUACCUCAAAGCAUCCUUGCCGCUCAGGAUCUCCGCAAUGUGCUGUCAGACACACACGUGCCCAUAUUCUGCCAGCUUGCACAGGGUCAAGACUGCAACUUUCGCCGGUUUGCGGUACUAGAGUUUUCUACGCCUGAGAUGGCCGAGGAAGCUCAACGUCUCACGGAUGGAAGAGCUUUAGGUGGCACACACAUACGGGUGUCCUUCUGUGCUCCCGGACCACCAGGAAGAAGUAUGCUAGCGGCCCUCAUCGCUGCCCAGACCAUGGCCUUGAACCGAGGAAAAGGUCUCCUUCCUGAACCUAACCCUAUGCAGAUCCUUACAGGUCUGAAUAACCCUGCAACACUUAAGAUGCUCCUGGCAUCUCUCAACCCUGGACAUAAACAAGGUCUUCUGGGAGCUCCGCCCAAUGUACCGCUGCUGGCUAACCCCGCCCUUUCUGCCGCACUUAUGCAACUGAUGCUCCAGAACCAAGUCCAACAGCAAGCGCUUUUAGGGAACCCUCUAAUUUGGGCACAGCUUCUGCACAGUAAAGAGUUCAAUCUCCUUUCUUGUGCUGGAUUGCUGAGCGAAAGUACUUUAGCUUCUCUUCCCCUCCAACAAGGCAUUAACAUGUUGGGAGAGUUACCUCAAGGUGGUAUUGCUUCAAGUCUGGGCUUGCAGAAUGAGCCUGUUGGCCCCAUUAAACAACCAUCUCAGAGCAGACCAUUAGGGAGAGAAACUGAGACAUCAACCACCCCGAUUGGCUUUCCUCCAACGCCUUCUCCUGUGUUACAAGGAAUGAACGUACCCCUAUUGGGUGGUAUGUUGGGUGGAGAUGGGCCGACUCUUCCAGGGGUUUCUAUAUUGGGCGAACCUCCUAAAGACGUUGGUGUAUCCCAGAACCCCUUUCUCACUGCUCCUAGCAUAUUUCCAUCUUCAGGUGCCAGCACAAGAGCCCAUCCCUACAGAAAAAGGACAGCGGUGGGCAGCACAUCCAACCAACGCACAAAUCACAGCAUUCAUUCGAACUACAGCCUGCGCUUCCAGGACUCGUACACACCAGAGUUUCCUCCUCUGCACCAGGACCCCUUGUCUCACCUGUAUGAGCAGCAAGAAGUUUUGGAAAAUUCAGUGCUUUCUGGUUAUGGAGUUCAGUCUAGACAUGCAGGCUUCAGUGAUUCAGGGUCUCCUUUUAGCUACCCACCUAGCCCACCACAGUCUUAUUUCAGCUUUGGGAUCCCUGCAAACAUCCAUUCCAACCAGCUCAAUAAGGCCGUUGGAAUGCCUCCAGUGACUCAUCCCAACCCAUUUUCUGCUGCACCUGGUGCUGGAAUGAAGACUCCCAUAGGUGGGCACAAGCGUCUGUUCUCCCGUCUCAUCCCAUCUCCAGAGCCCAGUCCCGAGGGUGGGUACGUCGGUCAGCACUCUCAGGGUCUCGGGGGACACUACGCCGACUCCUACCUGAAACGCAAGCGCAUCUUUUAACGAGCUAUCAGGGGCUUUCACCAAACGGAUGCCACCUAGUUAUUACUACCUUUUUAAGUGUGUGUGCGAGGGCGGUAAUGAGAGAUGGGACGGUCACUUGGGCACAGGAACCACUGGAGGACCCUGAAGCUCAGAUGAUCAGUCUUAUGUUGGUGAUUGUGUUCUUUUUGUAUGUUCUUUCAAUGUGUAUGUAAAUAGUUGUUGUAUUUUAUUUUGCUUUUUAAUUUUAUUUUAAUUUACUUUUUUUGUCAACCCAAAGAUGCAACGGAUACCAUAAUGAAAGGAUUCCCACACCCUGUUGGUCUAAAUAGUCCUGUUCGGUAGCCUAUUUUUUUUAUUUUGGUUUAUUUGAUUUCAUUAAGCAGGACAAUAGCCUUUAUCAGCUAUGCUUCUCAUUGGUUGUGUAUAUAGUUGUUCAAUGUCUAGUAUAGCUCCCCCACUACCAACAUAGCAGUGCCAAGCCUAAUAUGCUUAUCGCAUUUAGCUGUACAGAUAUGGUAGCUGUCUGUUUGGUUCAUCCUCUUAACGGAGCUUUUACGCUGGGUUAGUUUAAGUUUUUUUUCCCACAAUGCACCAUUCUUGUUGCACUACUUUCCAUCCCUCCAUUGUAAUAGAAAGUCAAGGUUUUUCCCAUAGUGAAUGUUUGUUGCACUUGGAGGAUGCGCAUCAUGUAAAUCCAUCCUCCUAAACGUGUCCGUUUCUCACCUGUAGUGGUCUCGUUUCACGCCUGUUCUUGGUUUUUUUGCCUGCUUUCCCACCUCUCUUAUCUUGUUCGAUCGGCACACUUUGCUGUUGCAUAGAGUUAGUAUCUCCGCUAUCACAUGUGAAGCCCCAGCUGUUUGGAGAUGGCAUUUGAGGGGCUUUGCUUCCCCCACACCAGGCUCCAAGCAGAGAAAGCACAGUAUGCCUGCUGUUGCUUCUGUGUUCCCCACACAAAAUCGUAGAAAAAGUGCCAUUCCUCUGCAGACCAACAGAGGGAGCCAGUUAGCUUUUAAGGUGGCACUGCUUCAUAUGAAAAUUGCAGACUUUACUUGCCCACAGUUUCCUUUUUUGUUUAGUUUAGUUUUUUUUAUUAAAUGAGAGCCAACAGUCUGAAGCAGGCCGGACCUGUGCCCCAGCGUGACGUUUAUUUUACCGUAGUAACUGUGACUGUCAUUUCUCUCUCUCUCUCUGUGGGUUUUAACUGCUUUGCCCCAGAGAGGAAGUGACAUCUGCAGACUGGAAUGUGAUUUAUUUUGUCUGUGUGAAUUAUUAAUCUGGUUGAUAAUUUUUGAUUUGUGAUAACGCAUUACCUCUUAUUUCUUACCGUGGCUUACAAUGAGCCAGGAGUUACUCAUGUGCCUGCCUUAAUAAGGCGGUGUUUACUGUAAUCUCUCCUCACUGUGAGGCCGAACUACAUUUAACAUUAUUUGCCGUGUACAUGCUUGAGUUUUUUUUCUGGAGUCCUGAACUCUUGUUGUCGUGUUUCAUUUGGUCUGUAAUGAUACGAACAAUGCUGCUUUACAUUUUGUGUGUAUCCAUCUGAGUGAGAUCGCACUAUGUUGUAAUUGAUUUUUCACGUGCGACACGUGGCAAUAGCUACUGCUGUGUAAAAUGAACUUGAACCUUUCAGGUUAUUCAUCUGUUAAAUGACCUCUUCAGUCAUUCUUUUCUUUGUACAGCUCUACUGCUCUGUGUUGUGACAUUUGAACAAGUAAAUGUUAUUUAAGUUCA
This is a messenger RNA of Misgurnus anguillicaudatus (oriental weatherfish), 4041 nucleotides long. RefSeq names its product ribonucleoprotein, PTB-binding 1 (gene raver1). Gene Ontology annotation, cellular component: nucleus. NCBI's taxonomy places the organism in Eukaryota, Metazoa, Chordata, Actinopteri, Cypriniformes, Cobitidae. The record is from RefSeq and is a predicted model, not a curated record. Gene Ontology annotation, molecular function: mRNA binding.